GCGCAGGGCUCUGGCCAUAAGCCAAAACAAAAAAAAAACUACUUUUCAUUAAAUUCGCGCAAAACAGUGAUCAAUUAAAUAGAUUUUGAUAAAGCUUAUAAUAAAUUAAUUCGAAUAUACAAAUUAUAUGUAAUACUUUUCCUGAAAUGACAGAUAAUGCGUCAUUUACAAUGUUUAUGGAAAUAAAUAGUCAACGCAUUCCUUUGGAUAUUGGACAAUUGUAUCUGCUGGGCAAGCAAAACGAAGAGAGCAUUAAUAAAUCAAAUAACUUUAUUCAAUUAGAGUCUGAAGAAGAUAUUGAGCACAAGCAUUGCGUCAUAGAAGUAGGCCAUGGAGAAGAUGUAUAUGUUUUCGAUUUAUUUAGCUCUAAGGGCACUUUAGUGAAUAACACACUUUUAAAGGGUCUGGAAAAGUUGCGUUUAAAAAAUGGUGAUAUUUUGAAAGUUGGUAAACAGGAGAUCAAAUUUUAUCAUGAUCAACAGGAAGUGUCUCACGAUAGCAGUGGUUUCCUAGAAGUCAAUAAAAAUACCUCCGAUAUUAUACCCUCGAGUCCGGAUUCUACUUCGCAACAUGAAAGUCGCAUUAAACGUGCAAACUAUAACAAUUUCUUAGUGCCAGCGUUACCCACUAAAAAAUCCGUGACUCCCAAUAAUAGUUUAGUUAUACCAGAAACAGAGGCAGCCAAUGCCAAUAGAAACUCUCUAAACAUUUCAACAAAUAGUCGACGUAGUGAUAGCUUUACUAUACCCGAAACCCAAUAUUGCAGAGCACGUAAUUCCUUAAAUGCCUCCGAUAUUUCGAUAGCCGAAAGUAAUCCAAAUGUCAGUGGAAAUAAAAUAAAAUUCAACUUUGGCAAUUUAGAUGACUUUGAUAAUGAUGAUGAUGAUUUUUGUAUACCAGAAACACAGGAAGUUUUGCCAGCUGGAGGAGGUAUAUCCAGCAGUCAAAGGCCACGUUUAUUAUCUGAGGUCAAAGAAAAAAGCAUAUUGUUGGAAGAAUCAACCAAAGAAGAAGCUGGAGAAAGUACAAAUGAGAUAGAUGGCAGUCAAUUUAGAAUUUGUACCCAGGAUUACAAUGAAGGUUUUGGUGAAGAGGCGGAUCAGGGUUUACAUUCUCAAAUUAUACCUAUAAUAAAACACCAUACAGUCAUUUUGAAUACUACAGCAAAAUCUUGCAACGAAAAUGUAAAAAAUCAAUCGAAUCUUGAGGAAGAUAAAGAAAUAUCCUCCGUUAAAUGGUCUAACUCAAGAAUUGAUCAAGAAACAACGGCCUUAAGAGCUGACUGCUCCACUCCGGAUAUAGUUGAUUUUGAGAAUUUGCAACCAGAUGCCGCAAAAGCUAAAGAACCAGACAAUAUAACAAAGUCGAAUUUAGAAGAAAUGCUAAACAUGCCGGUUGAAGAUGAAGAAGAUCUAUUGCCAACACAAGCUUUUAUACCUUUAGGUACGAAACAUAUGGGAAAUAAAGGAUCUAAUGUUGAGGAUAAACCUUGCUUGGAAAAUGAAAAAGAAGAAGUUUUAACUUUAAGUGAUAAAGAGAAUAGAUGUCCUGUCACUUUGGAGCCCAUAACAGAUGUACCUCCCACACAACUGUUUGAAAUACCAUCUUCAUCCCGUUCAAAUACAUCUAGCACUUCUCGCAACAGUUUAACAACAACUGCAAAUGACAACAAAAACAAAUCUAAAUCUAUACUUGAUAUAGAUGCCGAUGAAGAAGAUGAUCUUUUAACUCAAGCCUUUCUACAACCGACUAAUGCUCCCUCUACUUCUAAUGCAGCAGCCCAUAAAAUUAUACCCAUUAAAUGUUUUAACUCGACGGUUUUAGAAGACAAACUAAAUGUUAAAAAUCCUGCUACAUUCUUUGCCGAAAUGGAGAAAACUCCUUUAAAGCCAAAAUCUCCACCAGUGUCCUAUUUCAAAGUACCCGUUUUAAAGAAAACUUCUUCAGCCACCAGUACUACCUCAGAGACAGAUUUAGAUUUACUUAUGUGCACACCUCAACUAAUUAAGGAACAUUUACAUGUAGAUCAAACAGAAGAUUUACGGAAAAAUAUUUUAGCGGUCCGAAAUAAACAUUUGUUUGGCGAUGAUACUGAUGAAGAAGAAAAGGAAGAAGAUGAUGAUCAAAGUGAUUUGGUUAAAUUAAUAAAUAUACCCAAAGAUUCUUUAGAUUUUGAUAAAUUACUUCCUCAUUUGAAAAAUCAAACAGAGGCUGGUAAAUUAAAUAAAGAAAAACAGGCCGCUAAAGAAGCUCAAAAAGUUUAUAAAUUUAAUAUCUCUUUUGGCAAAGAACAAGAUAAAAACCAAGCAAAAGCUGCACAGUCUAAGUCCUCACAAGUAAGUCGCGAUGAAAGACAUGCAGCACGAGAUAAAGAAAGAGAAAUAAACGAACGUAAGGGUAGAUCUAAAACAAAAGAUAGCAAUAGAAAUCAUAGUAAGGAUCAGAGUAAAGAAAAGUCUCAAGAAAGGAAAACAAAACAAAAGGAGACAAAAACCAAAAAAGCACCGCCUUCAACUAAGGAAGACCAGCAGGCUAAACAAGAUCAAGUAGAACAAAAGUCUUCUACUAAACAAGAAGAGGAUGAACACAAGUCAAACACUAAACAAGAGCAUGAUGAACAGAAAACUUCAACUAAACCAGAAAAAACUACUAGACAACGUAAAAGAAAGGCAUCUUCUGAUAUCACAGAGUCAUCAAAGGAAAUGAAAAAGGACGAACCAGCAAAAGAAAUGCCUGCUAGACGCAUGACUCGUGCCAAAUCGAGGCAUGAGGAAAAACCCUCUACUAGCAAGGAUGCUGUUGUAAGCAAAGCUACCAAACGUAAACCUGAGACAGUGGAUGAUUUGGAUAGUAUUUCCACACAACCCUAUAAAGAAGACGAUAUGGACAGUAUUGCUACUCAACCAUAUGAAGAUGAUUUGAAUAUAGAAUUAACCACAUCGAUUGUUCGUCUUACACGUUGUCGCUCCACUUCAAAACAAAGUGAAUCUCAAGACAGUAUUACAUCAAAUAAUGCAUUGCGUAAAACUACACAACACAAUAAAAGUAAAAAUAAUGAUUCAUCAUUGUCUCAUAAUACUUCCGCAAAUGGAAGUAUAACAAAGAUGACAUCAAGUGAACGUAAACGAAAAGCUGAAGCAACUCCUUCAGUAGUAGCACAAAAAAUAGAACGAAAACGUUUAAGAAGCACACAUUCCCAGGAAUCAUCCACAAACAAAACAAACUCAACAUCAUCAACAACGACAACAACAACUUUAAUAUCCAUGACCAUGGUGGAUCCAGAACUAUUCCAGGAUUUAAUAAGACAUAAUAAAGGAUUUUGGAAUGUUGCUAAAUAUCCAGCAGAUAGUGAAAUUUUAGUAAUGGAUAAAGCAUUUAGAACAUUUAAAUUUCUCUUGGCCAUGGCCAGAGGAAUACCCAUAGUUACAUCUAAAUAUCUAAAGAAACUAAAUGAAUCAAAAUCACCCAAAUCGAUUAAAAUAAAUGAUUAUCUCUUUACGGAUGAAGAAUUUGAAAAGAAACAUAAAUUCUCAUUAGUUAAAUCCCUACAAAUGGCUAAAAAACAUAAACUAUUUCAAGGUUAUGAAUUUGUGAUGACAAAUAAUAUUUUACCAAAUCCUCUGGAAAUUAAAGCUAUUAUUGAAGCCUCUGGUGGUUAUGUGCAUGAAAAAAAUCCACCUGCUGCCCAAGAUAAUCAACAAAUCUAUUUAGUCAGUGCAAAGGAGGACAAAAAGGAUUGGCACAAAUACAGACGUAUAAAUAAAAAUAUAAUAAUUGUUUCCACUGAGGCUGUAAUGGCGUCGAUAAUGAGACAAUCAUGUGAACGUUUAAACUGUUAUACGUUGUCUUAAAAGUGUUGUUUUUUUAUAGUUUAGUUUAGUUAUACAUAUAUUUUUUUAAAUGUUUAUACAUAAUUCCUAUUUUUAUACAAAAACUUCGUAUUUUUAUAGAACCUGGAGUUCAUUCGUUCUUUAUUUUCUUUUUCUUUUUGUUUAUGUUUUUUUUUUCAUCUGUUAAAAUAUGAGAAAUCUCUUUGUGUGUACAUACAUACAUCAUACAAAAUAUGUUUAAUCAAAAUUAUAAUUAUGUGUUUGUUUUAUAUACAUACUAAUCGUUUUAGAUGCCAAGUUAAUGUUGUUUUAACAAAGCUUAUACGCGUAUAUAACUUACAAACAAAAUAUGUUUGAAAUUCCAUUUAUUGUUAUUACAAAACAAAUCGAUUUCUACAAAUUUAAACUCCCUGUUCUAAAAAUUAUAAUUUGAAAUUAUAAAUAAAGAAAAUAUCUCUUUAUUAUUUCUUUCGUAAAA
Molecule: messenger RNA, 4308 nt
Organism: Lucilia cuprina (Australian sheep blowfly)
Lineage: Eukaryota; Metazoa; Arthropoda; Insecta; Diptera; Calliphoridae
Gene: mu2
Product: myb-like protein X
Exons: 10
Coding region: 147-3851 (1234 amino acids)
Cellular component (GO): MLL3/4 complex
Molecular function (GO): protein binding
Source: RefSeq, a predicted model, not a curated record